UUCAUCGUCUUUUCAAAAAGAUAAUCUUGCUCUCUUUCAGUUGCACAGUCGAUGGCUUCCGCAUCUUCUCCCUCUCUUCUCCACACGCUGUCGUUUCGUCGGCCUCCAUCCUGCCAGGCGCACGCUCCUAAAUCUGUGCCGGCAUCUUUCACCAGCAGAAGGAAGUUGUUUUUCCUUCUAACAGCAGCACCGGCAUUGACGGCAAGAGAAUCGGUGUCCAUUGCGGAGGAUAUACCGCUGUUCGGGUUAAGGAAGAAGCUUAAGCAAGCGGAGGAAGAGGCGGAAGAGCUCGUGAGGGAAGGGUUUGAAACGGCUGAGAAGGGACUUGUAACGGCCGAGAAAGGGAUAGAAACGGUGGAGAAAGGGAUCGAAACGGCGGAGAGAGGUGUCGAGACAGUAGAGAGAGAAAUUGAGGGAGCAGUGAGCUUUGGGGCAUUGGCACAGGCCGUUGUGGUGGCGGGAGCGGAAGUUUUGGGUGUUGUAGUGGCUACUUCCGUCGUAAAUGGGAUUUUGGGACCUGAAGGUCGAAAAUCAUGAUUUGCUUCUGGUAAUGCGAUGUGUUAAGAGUUUCAAUCGAGUAAUGUAAAUUCAAAUCUGGUUUUCUAAUUUAUUACCAUUUUGAUUAGUAUGCUGUAGUAAUGCAGUUGAUGAUGGAUUAUGUGCUGGAAACAUAAAUUUUUGCAGAAAA
Molecule: messenger RNA, 688 nt
Organism: Jatropha curcas
Lineage: Eukaryota; Viridiplantae; Streptophyta; Magnoliopsida; Malpighiales; Euphorbiaceae
Gene: YCF37
Product: homolog of Synechocystis YCF37
Cellular component (GO): chloroplast thylakoid
Source: RefSeq, a predicted model, not a curated record